AUGCUUUCGAGCCGAAAGCCGCUGACCGGGAGCGACCGUGACGACCAAUCACGGUACGCGUCCAUGCCGCAUCGACCGUCGUUCAGCGCCCGGUUGUCUGGCUUUGCGCAAGCCGGCCUUUCGUCGGGCUCGUCGAUGGCUCGCCUCUCCGGCUUCUACAAGAGCCAGCGCGUGCUUCCCAUGGCCCCGCGCCGCACGAUUGACGGCCCCAUGCUUCCCGACAUGCCAACGCAGACCCUUCGCCGGGCGUUAACGGUCCGCGAUCGCGUGACCCAAGUCAAGUUGAAGUCCAAGAACACUGAGCGGCGGCUUUGGCACCUUGCGAGCCGCAAGUCGCUCCAGCCGACAGUCGGCGACUCGCUCAAGAGCAAGCGUUGGAAGCGCGCGAGCUCGGUGUUUCUCGGUCGUGGCAGCCUGACGCUGCAGAUUGGCCGUCGACAGUCGCUCAUUCGCCGCUCCGAAGAAAUGAAAGCGCAUCAAGAGAUGAUCGGCAUAUUCAACUUGCGGCAGACAAAGCGUCCGAGCUUUCGGCGGCGCUCGACAAGCCCUUCGUUCUCAAACGCGGCCUUGUGGGACGUCAUCCAUCCAGGCGCUGCGCUACUCAAGGCGUGGCACUCGCUCAUCCUCUUGCUGCUCUUGUACGAAGCCGUGUACAUUCCCUUCACGAUCGGAAUCGGCCCGGAUCUGCGCGGCACGCCGUGGCAGACCUUCCAUUACGUUGUCGAUGUCUUGUUUGCGCUUGACGUGCUCGUCACCUUCAACAUUGCCUACUACGAGCACGACCCGCGGGACGAGCAGCGCACGCUCACGCUCAAGUACUCGAGCAGCAUUUCGGCCAAGGACAAGUAUCUCGUUCGAUCGCGGUCCCGCAUCGCGUGCCACUAUGCGUCAAGUUGGCUGCUUUUGGAUCUGCUGGCGGCGAUUCCCAUCGACUGGAUUGAGACGCUACUGCACAUACGCAUGGCCGAUGUCCAGGACGCGGUGCUCCUCAAAGCCGCACGCAUUCCGCGCGUGCUUGGGAUUCUUCGACUGGCCAAGGCGCUCAAGACGGACGGUCCGCUCUGGUGGUGGCUCGAGUUCUCGACCGGGUCGGUCCUCACGCGUCUCGUGCGCUUGAUUCUGAUUGUGAUGUACAUGGACCACAUCUGCGCCUGUAUCUGGUACGCGAUCGCGUCUGCGCCAGGCGGGUGGGGCGACCUCCACUUUGACCCGACGAGCCUCCACUACACGUACGCCCGAUGCUACUACAACUGCAUGAUGGCGCUCCUUGGCCAAGACAUUCUGCCGACGUCGCUCAACGAAAUGAUCUUCCUCACGUUUGUGUCGAUCGCGGGCUCGGUGGCCAUGGCGACUGUUUACGGUGACGUUGCGAUCGUCGUCUCGAGUCUCUACGCAAAUUCAACCAAGUACCGCGAAAAGAUGGAGGACGUAUACGAGUCGAUGCAGCACCUCGGGCUGCCACAGGAAGUCCAGCAGCGCGUGCACCUCUACUACACGUACCUCUGGCAGCAGUACCACACAUUGGAUGGCCGGUCGGCGCCAUUUGUGUCGGAGCUCUCGACCAACCUCCAGCGCGAAAUCAUGCUCUACUUGAACGCGAAAAUGAUCCGCAGUGUACCCCUCAUGCAAGAGUGCAGUCCCGAAGUCGUCCAGGAGAUCGUGCUCCAGCUCGAGACGCGUGUCUACAUGCCCGAGGACUUUAUCAUCAACAUUGGCGAGACCGGCUUUGAAAUGUUUUUCGUGCAGCGCGGCGAGUGCGAAGUGCUCAUCGAAGCCAACCCGCCGUGUCGAGACAAGCGCGUGAUCAAGCUCAUCACGGUCGGCGACUACUUUGGCGAAAUCGCGCUGCUCAUGGACUGCCGGCGCACGGCGUGUGUGCGCGCCAAGACGUUUUGUGUGCUCUGCGUCUUGCACCGGACAGGGUUUCGCCAAAUCAUUGCGCGCCACAAGGACGACCGCCAAAAGCUCGAGUCGCUCAUCAUGGAGAAGUACAAGAACGACGCGGUCAAGCCCGAUAUGGCCAAGACCACGAGCCACCGGCCCGCGGCGGCCCCUGUCGCCGCACCUUCCGUGCACCGUCCGACCCAUCUGCCCCAGCACUCGACAGGCGACCGCCAUGGCAUGGGCACGGACAAAGCUGCGCUGCGAAUGCUAUAUGACGCGACCACAUGCCUCCACGACGUCACGUCCCGCAUCAACAAGAUGGAGCAGUCGAUUGAGAAACUCACAAAGGCCGUGCGCCUCAUGACAACGGCGACGCAAGAAACGCCAGCGUCAACUCGCUACCCGAAAGCGGUGACGCGCCAUACGAUGCUGCCCAGCCGUGGGCAGGCGAUGCAGCGCGUCGAUGAAGUGCCGUCGGCGACCAGGGUUGCAGGCGACCUCAUGGUCACCGACCUCGACGGAUCGAUUCGCCACCACAAGCGACGGUACACGGUGAUCCAACAAGCCGACACUGUUGCGCCGACCGAGGCCGUCAAGCCGAUGACCACCGAGGCCAUCGCAGUGGCGCCGGCCGGACGGCGGCUGACGGCGCCGGCCAACCAAGUGGAUGUGUUCCAUGACGAGGCGACGCUACGAGAGCAGAUCUUCUCGAACCUCGACCGCGUCGAGAGAGCGUUGCUGGAGGACGCGCGCGAGACGAAGCAGUCGAGCUCGCAGACGUCCGAGGAACGGGCGCUUAUUUAA
Messenger RNA from Saprolegnia diclina VS20, 2688 nucleotides. RefSeq lists its product as hypothetical. The record is from RefSeq and is a predicted model, not a curated record. Gene Ontology annotation, molecular function: voltage-gated potassium channel activity. NCBI's taxonomy places the organism in Eukaryota, Oomycota, Saprolegniomycetes, Saprolegniales, Saprolegniaceae. Gene Ontology annotation, cellular component: membrane. Bases 1 to 2688 code for a protein of 895 amino acids. Gene Ontology annotation, biological process: regulation of membrane potential; potassium ion transmembrane transport. The transcript is spliced from 3 exons.